AUUCAAAAGGCUGCUUACACGGUGUCUUCUCCUGCCCACCAGCAUGCGGGCGCUGCCACGGACGACGGGCCCACAAGCGGGGCGGCAAACAAGUCCUACUCAUGUUCCUAUAGCAACACAUGCAGUUUCGCCGCUGAAUUGUGCUCACGCCUGGUGGCGGCCCGUGGGCGAUGUCUCGCGAAGCAGCGUCGCUGGGCUCUCAACGUGGGCUCCAACGCGUAGCUUCGCGGCGGGAAGCACUCGUGCAAGCAGGCCUCCUCGCGUGGCAGUGUCGGCUUCCAGCGACGCGGGGUUAUUGUCAGGCGAAGAGGCAUUCUUCGCGAGCGAGCACGCUAGCUUCGCGGAACUGGGCGUAUCGCCGGCAAUUCAGGCUGCCCUUGAGACGUCGGGUCUCAAACGGCCGUCGCGCAUUCAGGAGCUGGCGGCGCCGCACAUCCUGCGCGGUCGCAACGUGGUCGUGGCCGCCGAGACCGGCAGCGGCAAGACGCUGUCGUACCUGGUUCCCAUAGCGCACCUCAUGCUUAAGCAGCGCACCGCCAUGCAGCAGCACGCGGCGGCGCUGGAGGCGGCCGGGCCCGCGGCCGACGGCGCCGAACGGCCGCGCUUCACGCGCUACCUGGCGCUGGUGCUGUGCCCCAACGUCGCCCUGUGCCAGCAGGUGGCGGCCGCCGUGAACGCCCUGCGCGGCCCCGCCGCCGCCGACGGCAGCAGCCAGCAGCAGCAGCAGCAGCAGCUGGUCAGCGCCGCCGUCAUCAACAGCAGCAACCCGCCGCCCUUCGAGACGCCGGACGUGGUGGUGGCCACCCCCGCGGGCCUGCUCAACAUCAUUGACGACGCGGGCGGCGCGUACGGCUGGCUGUGGAGCGAGGAGGGCAUGCAGGCCCGCAUUCGCCACGUGGUGCUGGACGAGGCGGACCUGCUGCUGACGCCCGCGUACAGCCGGGCCACGCAGCGCAUCCUCACGCUGUUCAAGACUGCGGACCGGCGGCGUGUGGAGGCGAAGCUGUUUGAUGAGCUGGGGCUGGCGGGCAAGGAUGAGUUCGACCGCCUGCCGCGGGCGCUACAGGUGGCGGCGUGGACAGGCGGCGCGCCGGCCAUGCUCGCGGAGGGCUACCGGCCCAAGCGCUCCCUGAACCCGGACGCCAAGUACGGCCCCUACUGGCGGCGGCAGUACAUCUACAGCGCCGCCACGCUGCCCGCCGCCACCUACAGCGACGUCGGCAGCGCCAUCGCCAAGGCGCACCCGGACGCGGUGUGGGUGUCCACCGACCUGCUGCACUCCUCCAAGCCGCAGGUGGAGCACGCGUGGCGCGAGGUGCGUGAUGACGACUUCACCACAAACCUUCUGGACUCAAUCAAGUCUGAUCCCGACUACCAGGCUCGUAGCGGCAAAACGCUGGUGUUCGCGGCGGACGGCGCCUCCGCGGACGCCGCGUCCGAGGUGCUGGCGGGCGGCAACGUGCCGCACGUGGUGUACCACAAGAGCCGGCCCAUGGGCGAGCAGGCGGCGGCUCUGGCGACGCUGCGCGAGCAGCCGGGCUGCGUGAUGGUGUGCACGGACGCAGCGGCGCGCGGGCUGGACGUGGAGGACAUCAAACACGUGGUGCAGGCCGAUUUCGCGGCCAACGCCAUCGACUUCAUUCACCGCAUCGGCCGCACCGCGCGCGCCGGGCGAGGCGGCCGCGUGACUUCCCUGUACCGGGAGCACAACCGCGCGCUGGUGGAGGUGCUGCAGAGCUACAUCGCGGACGGGGUGGCGCUUGAAGCCGCGUUCAGCCGGGCCCGCUCCUUCAGCAAGAAGCUGAAGAAGACGGGCGGCGUGUUCGUGCCGCGCGGCAUGGCGGCUGGAGGCGAGGAGGCGGAGGCUGCGCAGGCAAACGCGGGGGAAGGGGCGGGCGAGGGGCAAGAGGGCGCGGCUGCUGGGCCAGCGGCAGGGAGAGGAGGGCCAGGGAGAGGCGCAGGCGGAGGCCGGGGCGCGGGGAGAGGCCGCGGUCGUGCGGGCCGGGAGCAGGCGGCACAGGAGGAGGCGGUGCGGUCGUGAGCUGCGUAUGUUGAGUUGGCGGUUAGCAUUUAGAACGGAGCAUGGCGCCGCGCAACAGGAUCUGUGUGAGCAUAGCGAGUCUUUGUAAAGGGUCUACACU
This is a messenger RNA of Chlamydomonas reinhardtii, 2141 nucleotides long. RefSeq lists its product as uncharacterized. Gene Ontology annotation, biological process: mitochondrial large ribosomal subunit assembly. Gene Ontology annotation, molecular function: nucleic acid binding; ATP binding; RNA helicase activity. Bases 44 to 2041 code for a protein of 665 amino acids. Gene Ontology annotation, cellular component: mitochondrion. Lineage: Eukaryota; Viridiplantae; Chlorophyta; Chlorophyceae; Chlamydomonadales; Chlamydomonadaceae. The record is from RefSeq and is a predicted model, not a curated record. The transcript has 9 exons.